Messenger RNA from Lacerta agilis (Sand lizard), 2992 nucleotides. Its product is annotated as solute carrier family 2, facilitated glucose transporter member 3-like. Gene Ontology annotation, biological process: D-glucose transmembrane transport. The record is from RefSeq and is a predicted model, not a curated record. Lineage: Eukaryota; Metazoa; Chordata; Lepidosauria; Squamata; Lacertidae. Gene Ontology annotation, cellular component: membrane. Bases 110 to 1612 code for a protein of 500 amino acids. The transcript has 10 exons.
CGCGCAGCAGGAAACGACGCGUGGAGCGUAGCGGUUGCGCAUCCUCGGAGCAGCGCCGCGCCGGCACUUUCUUCUUUGACGGGCGCGGGAGCGGAGGCGUUUGGCGGGCAUGGAGAGCAAGAAGAAGAUAACGUGCCCGCUUGUCACUGCUGUGUUUGUUGCUGUCAUUGGGUCUCUCCAGUUUGGGUACAACACAGGAGUCAUCAAUGCUCCUGCAGAGAUUAUCAAGGGCUUUUUUAAUGAAUCAUGGGUAGAGCGGUCGGGAGCCCCGAUGUCCGACACACUGCUGACCUCACUGUGGGCACUCUCUGUGUCAAUUUUCUCAGUAGGAGGGAUGAUUGGCUCUUUUUCUGUUGGACUUUUCGUCAACCGAUUUGGCAGGCGAAACUCUAUGUUGCUGGUGAAUAUUUUGCCCAUUUCAGGUGGCAUUUUGAUGGGCUUCUCCCGAAUGGCAAACGCUUUGGAAAUGUUCAUUGCUGGCCGGCUUGUUGUUGGUCUCUACUGCGGCCUCUGCACCGGCUUUGUGCCCAUGUAUAUCAGUGAGGUCUCCCCCACUGCCUUGCGAGGAGCUUUUGGCACACUGAAUCAGCUGGGUAUUGUCGUGGGUAUCCUGGUGGCACAGAUCUUUGGCCUAGAUGUCAUCCUGGGAAGUAAAACUCUCUGGCCACUACUGGUAGGAUUAACUGUUGUCCCAGCCGUCUUGCAGUGUGCAGCACUGCCAUUCUGUCCCGAGAGCCCACGAUUCCUGCUGAUCAACAGGAUGCAGGAAGAGAAAGCACAUGCAGUUCUCCAGAAGCUCCGUGGUACCCAAGAUGUGUCCAGUGAUAUUGAGGAGAUGAAAGAAGAGAGUGCCAAGAUGUCUCAAGAGAAGAAAGUGACGAUUCCUGAGCUCUUCCGUUCCCCCAGCUACCGCCAGGCCAUCAUCGUUGCCAUUAUGCUGCAGCUCUCCCAGCAGCUCUCUGGCAUCAACGCAGUCUUUUACUAUUCUACUGAGGUUUUUGAAGAUGCUGGAGUGAAACAGCCGGUGUACGCUACCAUUGGUGCCGGUGUGGUCAACACCAUCUUUACAGUUGUAUCGCUCUUCCUUGUUGAGCGUGCAGGCCGAAGAACGCUCCAUUUGAUUGGCUUAGGAGGCAUGGCCAUCUGUGCUGUCGCCAUGACUAUUUCCUUGGCAUUGAAGGGCGUUGUAUCCUGGAUUGGCUACCUCAGCGUUGUUGCCACUUUAGCCUUUGUGGCUCUCUUCGAAAUUGGCCCUGGCCCAAUCCCCUGGUUCAUUGUGUCUGAACUAUUCAGCCAGGGGCCUCGUCCCGCAGCUGUGGCUGUAGCUGGCCUUUCAAACUGGACGUCCAAUUUUCUGGUGGGCAUGCUGUUUCCGAUCCUAAAGAAAGCCCUCAACCAUUAUGUCUUCCUCAUCUUUGUUGGUUUCCUCAUCAUCUUCUUCUUAUUCACCUUCUUUAAAGUCCCUGAGACAAAAGGCCGGACUUUUGAAGAGAUCUCCAGUGGCUUUGAAAGGAGAAGAGAGGAUGGUGUUCUUCCAGCAACCACGGAAAAGGGGCCAAUGGUGGAACUGACUAGCAUACAGCCCACUAAAGACGUUGCACCAAAUAUUUAAAAUAAUGUUCUGUUCUUGACACUUUCUUGGUUCUGAGGAUAAUCCUCACAGGGGGGAAGCAGAGAUACUUUUUUAAUUGCUGCUAUUUCUUCAUUUCCCCCUCAGCCUUUCCUUGUGUGCCAAGACUCUUGCCACAUGCUAAAACAAGUUAAAUGCAGGGAAACUUUCCUUGCUUACAGUGCUGGAAGGCAAUACAGCUUUACCAUUCUCCCUUCCCUGUCACUCAUUCGUAGAGACCUAAGAAAUGGCUCCCUCCCCCGCCUCUUUUUAAUGCAUUCUCCUUGCAUCAUUACAUGGGCCUAACCCUGUAUAAGGGGGUUCUGGUCAUUUACAGCAUUGAAGCAAAUUACUUUCCUGUAAGUGAACUAAUGGCUUCUCCUAUGGUCCUUCUCUUGCCAGAGUGUUUUCUACAGUGUGGAUGUGGGGAAUGGCUGUCCAGGAUUAUUUAAAUCAUGGGUGUGUAUGGGAAAGAGCUAUUUAUUUCAUCAAAUGGGAGUUUCCUUCAUCUUCGGGAAAUAGGGAUAAAGAGAAAAUAUCCCCCCCCCCCUUUUGUACUAUUCAAGAAAAAUUGUUUACUAGAGUUUAUUUAUUCCUGUGUCAUUUUGCUUGUAAAUAUUUAUUUUUAUGUAAAAUAGAAGGUAGUGCGGACUGGGAAUCACUAUGACUGUCAAAGCAUUUUGGUGGUAGGCAGUGAAAUACCAAAGAGGAAAGAGGUCACUCUGUAGGUGGUGUACGGCCCUGCGGAGAUUGCGCUUAUCUCCUUUUAAAAGGGUCUGCUGUGCAGUUAGGAAAACUGAGCCUUGGAGAGAACAAGCCUGUAGUUCAAUGGACACUUCUGUGCUUUACCAGACUAUUUGGUGAAUGUGUUGAAUACCUGUCAUUAAGUAUUACUUGAAAAUUGUAAUGUCAUCCCAUUUCCAGCUUAUAGGCUGGAGGCCGUUUCUUGUAGUGAUUUUUGAAGACAUGAAUGAAUUUCCUGUGGCUGCUAAUGUGUGAACAUAUUAUUCAGGAAGGGGAACAUAAAUGUCUUAUUUCGAGACCCAUCCAAACAGUCUUUAUGGACCUCAGUAUUUGUAGGGUCUCCUAAUUUGCAUUUGCAAUAUGAGGAUUGAGCCUUUCUGUGAGGGCAUCCACCUCACACUCUGCAGUAGUGAGAAGUGAAAAACCAUCUCUGGAGGCCUCUCUGUAGGUUCCCCUGCAUUCCUCUUCUUUUCGAAGCAGAUGCAAUUCUGUAUCAAAUUUUCAUGCAUAUUAGGGUCCUGGAAUUCACGCUGUCGCUUAAAGGCAUUGUGAAGUAGUAAGAUGACAUUGACCUACCGUUUCUUGUGGCAGUCAUGAUAGUUUAGUGGUUUGUUCUCGUUCUCUCUCUCUCUCUCUCUC